AUCAUUGAUCAACUUGAAAGAGCUAGGCCAAUUCUCCCUGUUAUCAUCAUCAUUAUCAUCAUUUUUUUGCUUGUUAUUCUUUCUCUUCCAAUUCACUUCUCAAGGUACAUUUAAAUACAAAACCUGUUAUCCAAAACAGUUUUAACGUUUUCCUUCAUUUUUCCUUCUUCGGUCAACUUUGCUAAUUUGUUCACUUCAAGAACCCAUUUUUGUACCCAAACAUUGUGAUUACAAAUCAUUACUUUUCGUGGUUCCUUUACUCUUUUGUCCCACUUGAUAUUUGGAUUUUGCUUCUUCUUCAAAAUAAUGUCACACUGAGACAAUAGACGAAACUCACCAGGGUGUGGUAAUUACUCGCGGGUGAUGAGAAAGAUUAAGAUGAACACACCGGCUUGUGCAUUAUCCACUUACAAUGGUUCAUCAAUCAACUGUAAUCCUAAAGGAAUCAACGUGUAAAAUCGUUUGUUAUACAACAUCUUCUACUUCAAAGUAAAAUUAUCUUCAACAAUUAAAAGUGAUAUUAAACUAUUUAUUAAAACAAUCAAGUAAAUACAAGAUCAUCUUUUUGGGUCCAAAAGGCACAAUUUGUGGUUCAUUUCAAUGGAUUUGGCUACUUAAUCAACUUUAAUUGUGAACUCGUUUUGUUGUUUAUCGCCUUUUAUUCAGCGUCUUCCCGUUGUUGGUUUACUUUUUGUAUCAAGUUAUGUGGAAACGCUAAUUUGUUAAUCAGUGUUUAAUUUAUUACCAUUAAGUGCACAUUUUUGGGCCAAAAUUUGGAUUAACUUCACUUUAAAAUGAGUUAUUAUUAAAUUAUUGGAUUUAAACCCGAAUUGGUGAUGCAUAUUAAGAAAGAAAUCAAUUUUGUUCCUUGCAACAAUUAAAAAUUCAAAUUGAUUUGCCUGCUAUAAUAUUAUUCAAAGAUUGAUUUACUGAUUGGAACGAUUAUAUUCAACCAACUGGCCUGUAUUACCAAUUGAUUGAGAAUUGCUACAAAAUUAGUUCCCAAAUAGAUUUAAACAACUCAAUUAUCAAACUGAAUCCACAGUCCGGUAAUCACAUUAAGAACACCAACAAACAGACAAAAUUCACCCACUCGAAUGAGCAUCCAAUAAACUAUUAGCAAAAGUGAAACAGAAAAAGAAAAGAGUUUAGAAUAAAAGAAAUGACGAAAAGAUGCAAUUGUUGAUCACACAUUAAUUCACUCUCACAAUUAACUCACACAAACACACAAACACAGUUUGAAUGAAACACUUAGUUGCCUGAUUAAACGAUGAUUAGUUUAAAACUGUAGUUGGCCUGGAAAAUUAUUUAACCAAGAAACAAAAAAAAACGAAAUCUAAAGUUUGCAUUGAAAACGCACAUUGUUUUGUCUUUAGUGGAUAACAAACAUUUUAGUUGAAUGCUUGAAAUUUGCCUGUCUUUUAUUAUUAAUGAAACAAUAAGUUAAAAAGCGGAAAAACACGUUAAAAGGAUAACGAAAACUGGUCUAUUCUUGACAUAAACUCCCAGUUUGCUGGGAGUUUUAACUGGAGAUAUAAUAGUUCUGAUUAACUGGCAGUUUCCAGAGAAACAACAUUUUAACAUUUUGUCUUUUUCUUUCCUUUCCUUGUUGCGUGAUUCAUGAACGCCAUCAAAUUGAAUCAACACUAAUCAUCAAUCGACCGUUUUUUUUUCAUCAUUCUGUAUUUGUUUCCAUUUAAUCAACGUUUGUAUUUGCUCACCAAUUGAUUCUCAUCAUGAACAGUGCAGCGGUUAUUGGCCGUCAACUUCGUCAACAAGCAACAACCGGUCGAACCUCAGGUCCUCUGGUUCCACCUCAGGCACCUGGCAAGGGUCGACCUCGGACACCGUCACAUGCUCCCACCUCGGGUCGCCCCUAUUCACCUGCUCCAGCCUCAAUGACAGGGACGUCCGGUGAACGGUACAAUGUGAUUCCUGGAGCAGGUGGAGGAGGCGGUGGACCCGGUGCCAGUCAUUUAAAUUACCCUUCUUCCCAUUCGGGGCUCUAUGGGGAGAAGGAGAGGAACAAAGGUGAAGAGCCCAAACUUCAGUGUACUUGGCAUUGUUUCUGUGUUGCCCUUAAAGCGCUUUCCGGUGGUUUAGUCCUUUUUGUGGCUGGAACCAUCAUGUCUGUGGUUGGCUUUGUGGCCGAUGCCAAUCACAAUUCAACGCAAACCCUGUCCAAUGAUACCGUCAUUGAGACUCCGCUUCCCUCAGUUUUUCGUAAUUUAACCUUUGCAGGUCCCGUCAUCAUGGGUCUUGGAGGUAUUGUUAUUGUUGCCGCUCUUGUUUUAACCUUUGAAGUGCGUGAUACUCUCGGUGUUAAAGUUGUCCCUGCAAAGCCAAGUCCACGGACAGCACCGCCUGGCAACAGUGCUUUACCAACAUUAACCAACGACAGCAACACUCUUUAUCCAACCAAAGACUCUAAAGGUGAAGUUGGAGCAAGUAAAAAGCCUUCAACCAAAUCAACUUCAAAUUUAGUUUUAGACCAACGGAAAGAGGCGAUACCUUCGAUAGCCUCAACCAUGUCACCUGAAAAUCGAGUCUCCAAUCAAUCCAUUGAAGCAAGUGCAGCGAAAAAGUUGACUCUUGAUAUUGGACACUCGAUGAACCAACGAGGUUCAACCCAAACGGGUAAAGAACAGUUGAAAGGACCAUCAAUAUCAACCGCACCAAUGACCAAUGGAAAGCACCCAAAUGGUGAUCCUCUCAACAAUCAACUUCAACAGCAACAUCACCAUUUAUCAGUGCGAAAUGGUUCAAGUGGCGCAACUCGAGGUAAAGUUAAACUUGAUCCAAGUUCGUUGACCAUUCCAUUUGACAUUCUCUCCGAUCUUGGUCCAGUGACGGGAAGUUUCCAUCGACAGCGAUUGGGUGAUACAGAGACGGCAUUCAAUGGACUACUUCCACUUGAUGAUCCACUGAUUAUGGAUUCAAGUCGAUCGCGAGUCCAAGGUUCCAAAGACAACAAGGUGCGUCAAGGUAACAAUCCAGCUCAAAAGCAGCCUUCUGGAUAUCAAGCUCAACCUUCAUCAUCAGCAGUUGAUAAUGCUAACAAUUUAUUAGCUUCCCUAUCAAGUGGUACUGCUUCCUUAAGCCAUGUUAUCAGUCCAAAUCUCGAAUCAUUUUAUUUUGCACUGCCUUCACCUCAAGAAACAGAGCUUUCUGAUCCCGAUGGAUGUUCAUUAACGGUUCCUACUCGUUGGAGAUCUUCACGUUGCUCUUGUUCAGCCUCACCGACUCAUUCAAUGUCAAUGGAACUGUAUUUAGACCAAAAAGAUCCACCAAUCAAUAUCAAGAUUAUUGAGCAACAAAGGAUUCAGGAGCAGUUGAUCAUUCAACAGCAAAUCUUACUGAAGCAACAACAAGAUCAAUUGCAAAGGUUAAUCGAACAAGCCAACCUUGGUCGGACCAUUCCUUUUCGUCGGCCAAAGGUAUUGGCUUCCAUUGAGAGUGAUGGAUUGUCGUCUACAUCAUCUUCCAGUGACGAUCUUUUUGUGCCCCUUCGACGAUCAAGACCAUCCUCAUCAACAAGUCCUUUUAAUAAUCAAACUUAUCAUCAUCCUCAUCAAUCAUCAUCAGCUCCUCACUAUCAACACCACCAUCAGCAACUACAACUAGGACCUCAACCUAGAUCAUCACAAAAGCCUACACCAGCAACAACUUAUCAACAGUCAACAUCCUCAAUGGAUAAUCAUCCAUUAAUUGGACCUGGACCAACAUCGAAAAAACAUGACGACGAUGAACCUCUAGUGUCGUCUUCAUUUGGAUUUAGAUCGGAACUUUCUUCUGAAUUUUCAUCUAAUGCCAGUGAGCUGGACUCGCCUUUGAAUAUUGAUUUGGAUGAAGAUUUAACCAAAACACUGGCAAGAUUGAGAUCACCUAUUAAAUCGACCUCAUUCUCUAGGUCAAAGAGUAAAGGAAAGCACCAUGAAGAAUCAGAGGAGAAAGAAGAUGAACCAGAUGCAACCGAAUCUACCAGAUUGUUACCCUCAUCAUCAACAGCCAAAUCCUCAUUGUCUCCAACAAUUACGCUUAAUCGACCUGAUAAUUCAAGUUAUGAUAACACGCCUAAUGAAAAAUCAAGUUCAGCUGAUCCAACAGUAACAAACGAUAAACGAUUCCCGUUGUUACGUGAAGUCUCUUUAAGUAAUGGUUCAGUUCCUAAUAGGAAAAGAUGAUUGUUCAUACACUUUAAUAGAUUCUCAAAGUUUAUUAUAAUUUAUUAUUUAUUGUGAUAAAAUGCAUUGAUAUAAAUGAUUAAUCAAUUCUUAAUUUCGUAAGCCUUAUUCCUAUGAAUACAGUUUUUAUUCACAAUAGAAACUCGUAUUAUUAAUAUAAUAGUAUUAAUAAUUUAAAAUGAAAAAAAAUAAAAUGUUUCCAUGUUUUGAGUGCCUUUGAUAUUUGACUUGCUAUGUACAUCAUCAUCAACACCAUCAUCUUUAAUAUCUUCAUCACCAUUAAAAGCAAUCAUCAACAAUUGAAAGGUUCAAAGUUAAAUGGUACAGGAACGUAAACAAAUGAUUAAACCGUUUCUCACAGUUAAUUGCAAGACAAUUGGUCAGUCAAUGGAUGGAUAUAAAUGUAUAAAUAAGUGUAUCAGUUGCUCAUCUCAUUCAAAACAAACACAAAGUUGCCUAACAUUGAUUAUCACCCAAAACCAAUUCAAUGUAAACCUCAAAACAAAUCGAUGUAUUAACCCAAAGUCAUCAGAUUUGUCUAACCAAAGAAACCCAAAAGACCAGAAAAAUAAACGGAUAAUCAUUUAAACCGAGAAACAAAGUCUAA
Tetranychus urticae (two-spotted spider mite) is the source of this 4791-nucleotide messenger RNA. NCBI's taxonomy places the organism in Eukaryota, Metazoa, Arthropoda, Arachnida, Trombidiformes, Tetranychidae. The record is from RefSeq and is a predicted model, not a curated record.